Messenger RNA from Peronospora farinosa, 1131 nucleotides. NCBI's taxonomy places the organism in Eukaryota, Oomycota, Peronosporomycetes, Peronosporales, Peronosporaceae. The record is from the annotation of a GenBank genome assembly.
AUGGCUUUUGAUGCAAACGGACACGUCCAUGGGAACUUCCAUGCGUAUUAUAGUUUCAAUCCGGUGCAUGAACGUUUACGGUUUAUGGAUGUCGAAACUACCGAUGCUUUAAGACGUGCGUUGCUUAUGAAGAAAGAUGCUGGAGAUUCGAUGAGCGAAGAGACGUUCACUGUCAUUGACAUUGGCUGUAACGAAGGCGACUUGACGAUUGGACUCUACAAUUUGUUAAGUGGACGUACAAUGCUUGCAAAUGCCAAUCAGAUUGAAGAUGAUGUCGCCGACUUUGACCUCUCGAAUAUCAGUAUAUUGAAUGAAAGGAUACAGAAGGAUAAGAAGCAGGUGGAGUAUGUGACCGAAGACAAGGGUGAGACCAAUCAUCGCAGACGCUACGUGUGUGAGCUGCGAAUUGACGGAAAACCUAUGGGUCAUGGUGAAGGUGUAUCUAAGAAGGUAGCUAAGGCAAAGGCAGCUGAAGUGGCUCUUCGAACUUUGGAUGACAAGAGUCAGGAACAGGAGAAGGAGGAGCAAUCUGCAGAUGAGAAGACUGUUCCGGUGCAUCUUCCACUGACAAAUGAAGAGCUGGUGAAGAAGAAACCGCUUAUGAUUCUUGGUGUAGAUAUUGACAAGGUACUGAUUGAACGUGCCGCCAAAAAGCCUCUGCAGUUGAUGGAGGGGGAUGUCGUGCAGUUUCACCACGUUGAUGUCAUGACGAGCAAAUUUAGCAAGGAGAUCGCUCCGCUUUUGGAGCUGGCGAAGCGCUCGAGAUCGGAAAGAAAGUUUGACGUUGUCACUUGCUUCAGCGUAACAAUGUGGAUUCAUCUAAACAACGGAGAUGACGGUCUCUGGAAGUUCCUCGAGACAGUCAGUGACAUGACCGAGCACCUGAUUAUCGAGCCACAGACGUGGAAAUGCUACCGUAACGCACAGAAGCGGCUAAAACGCAUGCGAGUCGAGGUACCCCAGUCUUUCCGCGAAAUCAAGGUGCGCACAGACGUCGUGGAAAGGAUUGAUGCGUUCCUGCUAGCUGCUGGCCGAUUCCGCUACAAGGCUCAACUUGGCAAGACCAACUGGUCGCGGAACGUGGUUCUCUACAGCCGCGAGCCCGUGUAUGGGAUCAUUUACGCCUCAUAA